GAGAGAGAGAGGGAGAGAGAGAGCGAGAGCGAGGGAGGGAGGGAGGAGAUGAGAGGAAGCUGCAAUAAACACACAGGGCGGCUGCGCCUCUAAGUAGGACAAUAAAGUGAGGACGGCAUCAAUGCGCUAACAAUGGAUUUAUCAGACAUGCUUCUUCUCAAAGUGUUCCUCUUCGCCUACUUACUGAACUACACCCAAGGACACUACAGAAACCCCCUGAACAAGUACAUCCGUCACUAUGAAGGCCUGUCCUACGACACAGAGCUUGUGCACAGCAAGCAUCAGAGGGCCAAGAGGGCGGUCACUCACGAAGACAAGUUCCUUCAUUUAGAUUUUCAUGCCCAUGGAAGGCAUUUUAAUCUACGGAUGAAGAGGGAUACCACCUUGUUUUCCCAAGAUUUAAAGGUAGAUGUUUCAGGAGAAGAGAUUCCUUAUGAUACGGCUCAUAUCUACACUGGAGAAAUCUAUGGAGAGAAAGGUACCCUGACUCAUGGCUCCAUUGUGGAUGGUAAGUUCGAGGGCUUCAUUCAGAGCUACCAGGGCAACUACUACGUGGAGCCUGCAGAGAGAUACUUGGAGGGCAAAGAUGUGCCUUUCCACUCUGUCAUUUACCACGAAGACGACAUACACUACCCGCACAAGUAUGGCCCAGAAGGAGGCUGUGCUGAUAGCUCAGUGUUUGAAAGGAUGAAGAAGUACCAGACAUCUGCCAUAGAUGAGCCACCCAAGGAGCUCUACGCUGAGGCAGGUUUUAACGAACCUGUGCUGCUGAGGAAGAGGAGGAUGGCGCAGGCUGAGAAAAACACCUGCCAGCUUUUCAUUCAGACUGACCAUCUCUUCUUCAAGUACUACAAGACCAGAGAGGCUGUCAUUGCUCAGAUCUCCAGUCACGUCAAGGCCAUUGAUGCCAUUUACCAGGGCACUGACUUUAUGGGCAUUCGUAACAUCAGCUUCAUGGUGAAAAGGAUCAGGAUAAACACCACCAAUGUCGAGAGGGACAGGUCCAACCCAUUCCGCUUUUCAAAUAUUGGCGUGGAGAAGUUCCUGGAGCUCAACUCUGAGCAGAACCAUGACGACUACUGCCUCGCUUACGUUUUCACAGACCGAGACUUUGAUGACGGAGUGCUGGGCUUGGCCUGGGUGGGAGCCCCCUCAGGGAGCUCUGGAGGCAUCUGUGAAAAAAGCAAGCUCUACUCAGAUGGAAAAAAGAAAUCUCUCAACACUGGUAUAAUCACCGUACAGAACUAUGCCUCCCACGUACCCCCCAAAGUCUCCCAUAUCACUUUUGCACAUGAAGUAGGACACAACUUUGGCUCCCCGCAUGACUCUGGAUCUGAGUGUACCCCCGGGGAAUCUAAGAGCCAAGACAAGAAGGAGAAGGGCAAUUAUAUCAUGUAUGCAAGAGCCACAUCAGGAGACAAGCUCAACAACAAUAAGUUCUCCAUCUGUAGCGUUCGCAACAUCAGCCAGGUGCUGGAGAAGAAGAGAGGCAACUGCUUUGUUGAGUCUGGUCAGCCCAUCUGUGGUAAUGGUCUGGUGGAGCCAGGAGAGGAGUGUGACUGCGGCUACAGUGAUCAGUGCAAGGACCAGUGCUGCUAUGAUGCCAACCAGGCCGACAACAAGAAGUGCAAAUUAAAGUCAAACAAAGUUUGCAGUCCCAGCCAAGGUCCUUGUUGUACGGCCGAUUGCUCUUACAAGGGUCGUAAUGACAAGUGCAGAGAGGAGUCAGAGUGUGCUCACCAGGGCAUGUGCAACGGAGUCAGUCCUCAGUGCCCCACAUCUGAGCCCAAAGCCAACUUCACCGCCUGCCACGGAGAGACACAAGUCUGCCUCAACGGGGGCUGCUCCGGUUCCAUCUGUGAAAAGUAUGGGCUUGAGGCGUGCACCUGUGCCAGCCAAGAUGGCAAGGACGAAACCGAGCUCUGCCACGUGUGCUGCAUGGAGAAGAUGAAUCCUAACACGUGCAGCAGCACCGGAUCAGAGCGGCUGGCUCGUUUCUUUAAUAAGAAAGUGACCACACUGCCGGCCGGCUCACCUUGCAACGAUUUCAAGGGUUACUGUGACGUGUUCAUGAAAUGUCGACUGGUGGAUGCAGAUGGGCCGCUGGCCAGGCUAAAGAAGGCCAUCUUCAACCCUGAGCUGUAUGAGAACAUUGCAGAGUGGAUUGUGGCUCAUUGGUGGGCAGUGUUGCUGAUGGGUAUUGCCCUCAUCAUGCUCAUGGCUGGAUUUAUUAAGAUCUGCAGUGUGCACACACCGAGCAGUAACCCCAAACUCCCCCCUCCCAAACCACUUCCAGGCACUUUGAAGAGGCGGCGAGCGCAGCAGCACGCUAACUCCCAGGUGCAGCACCAGUCUCAGCACCCGCACUCCCACCCGCACGGCCACGCCGGGCACGGGGGCCAGCGGCAGCCCCAGAGGCAGCCCCAGCGACAGGCGCAGCCCCAGAGGCACCACCGUCAGCCCAGAGAAAACUAUCAGAUGGGCCAGAUGAGACGCUGAGACCCUGCGGACACCACCUCCCCCCCACACCUCCCCCCAAUGCCUUGGCUCCUCCUUGUGCCUACAGUGGGAAACAAAAGCGUCACUCCAUCCAAAGAAAAGCCUGACAUGGUUGUUAGUCACUACCAUAUCCUCCAUCUACAGACAAAACGGACACGUGGAAAAGAGAAAACACUAUCUAGCAACUCAAUUGGCUCUUUGUGGAGUUGACUCGACCAUCAGCCAUUUCCAAUGCAGUGCGAUCUAGCAUCUCCACAUUUUUUCUUUUUCUUUCUUUCUUUUUUUUGAAGGAGUGCCAAGGAGUUAAGGAUUAAUGUGUAGCUUUAGUACAUUCUGUGAAGUGUUUAUUUUAUUUUUAUUUUUUUUCCGUUGAGUGACACACCCGUGGCUGCUGGUAAAUUGUUCUGUGCUUUUCUUUUGACACUCAAGCCAGAAAUGAGAGACACUCAGAGAGGAUUUGCGGCACUUUUUGUGAUUUACACAUGUCAAACGGCAAAAGACACAGGCUCCGGUCUCUUGUGCAGACAGUCUUCUGCAUGUGACUGUACAUAUUUAGUGUAUCAUAAGUGAAAACAAACUAUUUCUUCUACUGUAAAUGUGUAAUUCUUCACUUUUUUUCUUUUUAUUGUUUUGGUUAGUGCUCUCAGGACUCUUUAACACAUGAAUGAAGGAAUGAUGGUCGUGAGGAGUUCCUUGGAUGUCGCUGCUGAGGAUUUGAGGCCGUCAAGUUCUCUCCGCGGUCUUCCAGUCAGGUGGAUCUCUCUCACGUUUCGAUUGCAAGGUUCCAGAUUUGAACAACAAGGUCACCAUAUCCCGCAUUCUAGGCCUUGUUUGUUUAAGGUCCCCCUUUCUUCAUAUUUUUUUAAAAAACUGUCUUGCUAACAUCACAUUUUGCAAAUGUCGCAUAACAAGCUAGAUGAGGUUUGGAAUCACGGGAACAGAAAGGAAGGUACACCUUUUUAUUGUCUUUACUGUUUUUGAUGAAGAAGAAUGAAUAACCACUAAAUGAAGCUUAAGAUGAUUCUACCUGUUAUGAAAACAAGGGAAAGUGAAGACUGCUUAGUUUAGAAAUGAGAGUGUGUCAUGUUUCAGAGUUAGCUUAUGUGGGUGUGGAAGUAAAUUGAAAAAUGACUCCGGUGUGGAUGUACAAAAAAAAAUGUAAGAUGAAAACAUUCUAUUAUUCUUCAAGAUAGCGAAUCUAAGAACUUUUCAAUGUGGGCAUGCAGACACAUUUAUUAAAUGUGACUAUUAAUUGACCAAGGUCUGUAAUGUUUGUAUGUCACUCAACACUAUUUACUUUGACAAAUAUUAAUGUUAGUCUUAAAACAAAGUGGAAGGAGCCGUGUAUCGCAGCAGUGUUGUCACAUUAUUCACUAACACAUUCCUCUGUGUUCACUAGUUUCACAGGAGACGAGCAGCUGUUGUUUUAGUUUUCUUCAAAAACUCACGUGCAGUUUUCUCCUGGUCACAUCGCAUCAUGGACUGAAACCCAUUUAGAGACCGUGAGCGCAGGCCCUAAUGUGAGUUUACAUCAGCGUGCCAUAAAACUUUAGAAAAGCUGAUUUUUGUUCAUUGUUAAGGUUUCUGGAGGAAAUGAAGGAGAUGGGAUUGUUUCUGUGGGAGAGAUGUUUUCUUCUUCCUCUCGGUGCAGGAGGUGGAUUUGGGAAAGCGAUUAUACCAGUUGGAAGGGUGUGAUAAAUCUGGUCAUGAUCUAUUAUGCAGAAUCUUUAUUUAUGAUGCAAAGGUUUUACACACCAAAAAUAAUUUGGCGUGUAGAUUUGCACAAGCAUUAAAAGGCAGAGUUUCAAAUUAUACAUUCAGCAAAUUUCUGCUCGGGCUAUGGCGUCAUUAUUUUUAAAAGCAUGCACUGCGAAUCUGAAAUAACAUUGAUGCACACGGUCCUGAUGGUUGUAGUAAUCAAACGCGGGCUCUGAAGGGGACAUGAAAAUACUGUGUCUCGCGGUUUCAUCCAUUUCACACAGCAGGUGAUUCAGGCAGGUCGGCUGUUGCUACAACUUCCAACGUCUGUACAAAAUGGAGCUCUUUUUAAAUUUCACCGUCUAGGCUGCGUCGCGCCCAUUAGGCCUAGAAAACCCUACGUGUAAAACUUGUACAGUACUUCGGAAAAAUUUGGAUUUCAUUUGAAGAUGAAAACGACAUUUUGAUACAUCAGUUUCAUUUUUUGUAUUCUAAUUCCAGAGUAAAUUGUUCAAAGAUGUUCAUAUGUGACAAACUUUCCUCUCCUCUAAGUUAUUUAUGUUCUUUCUAUGUGCUAGUUGAACUGAUUUGCUUACGAUGAUACGUUUUCUCCACCAUCAUCAAUGGUUAAAACAAAUUCAGUGUGAUGGAGUUAAUGUUACAUUCUCAUUUUUGUCUUUGUUAUCCUGUGGCAUGGUUUGGGUAGACGAACAGAAGAAAUAAUGCCUGUAAAUUUACUUUUUCUUUUUAAUUUCGUAGUCUUGGUAAAGUUUUUAGAUAAACGUGCACUGAAAAUGUCCAAAUUGAGUUGAAAUGUGGUAGGUGAUGUAGGCCGAAAGAACACAAGAUUAAAAAGUAAUACUACUGUCUGAUUUUAAUGUUCACUGUGUUUUAUACAGUAUCGGAAAUUUUUGUUCACUUUGAACAUUUUUACUAAAAAAAAAAAAAAUUUCAAAUUGUAUUGUGCAAAGAGAUGUAAUUUUUGGAGUACUUGAAAUGCAUUAAUUAAAAGACUCAUUCAAAAUAAAAUAGACCCCUGUUUACUGUCUGUAAAGUGUGCAGUCUUUGGUUUUUAUUGUUUGUGUGGUGCAGUUUUAGUCGUGUGUUCUGAGGUCUGAUUUAACACAUAAACAUGAAUGAACAACAGCUUGUGUUACAAACUGGUGUGAGCUUAUAGAGAUGUGGACAUUUUCACAGACGGGACGUGUUGGAUUUCAGUGUUUUUGGAACAAAUUGGGAUUAAAAGUGAAAAUGUUUCUCCUGCAAUGAUUCUGUCUGUUGUUUUUGUAAUUUAUUUCUCUAAUAAGCACCACAAUCAUAGUCACAGCUGCUGUAGCUGAGAGCAUCUGCACACUUGAGUCUUUCCAGAGAUCAUUUAUCGAGGGCGAAUGUUCAGGUCUCUGAAAUAGAAAUAAAUUCGCUCUGUGGAGAUCAGAUUGUGCCGAUGCUUUUUUUUUUUAUCUUAAUAUUUAUUUUACUGAAAUAUCUGUAUGCUGCAAUUCCCCCCAACUUUAUUGAUAUGAAAAUCCUCUUGAAUAAUCAAUUGAAAGGUUAAAAGUGUAAAUACAAGUUGUUUUGAUAGAUUCAAAUGUAAAUGAGUUACGACAUUUUCAAUUUCUU
Molecule: messenger RNA, 5817 nt
Organism: Paralichthys olivaceus (Japanese flounder)
Lineage: Eukaryota; Metazoa; Chordata; Actinopteri; Pleuronectiformes; Paralichthyidae
Product: disintegrin and metalloproteinase domain-containing protein 10-like
Biological process (GO): Notch signaling pathway; membrane protein ectodomain proteolysis
Cellular component (GO): plasma membrane; synaptic membrane
Molecular function (GO): metalloendopeptidase activity involved in amyloid precursor protein catabolic process
Source: RefSeq, a predicted model, not a curated record